AUGGCUUCCCUAUACAAUAUCGAGCCUCCCACCGAAGGCAAAGUCAUCCUCCACACCACAAAAGGCGACCUCGAGAUCGAACUCUGGUCCAAAGAAUGUCCAAAGGCAUGUCGCAACUUCAUUCAGCUAUGUCUCGAGGGGUACUACGAUAACACCAUUUUCCACCGCAUCGUCCCCAACUUCAUCGUGCAAGGAGGUGAUCCCACAGGCACCGGCACCGGCGGUCAAAGUAUUUGGGACGUACCCUUCGAGGAUGAGUUCCACACGAGAAUAAGAUAUAACCGACGCGGACUUGUCGGAAUGGCAAACAGUGGCAAGGACGAUAACGGGAGUCAAUUCUUUUUCACGCUGGGAGAGACGCCAGAGUUAACGGGGAAGAACACGCUUUUCGGAAGAAUGGUCGGCGACACGAUCUACAACCUCCUUCGCAUCUCCCAACUCGAAACAGACGCCGACGAAAGACCCCUCUACCCAGCGAAAAUCACCUCCGCCUCCGUCGUCAUCAACCCCUUCCCUGACAUCGUCCCUCGCUCAACGGCGGCGGAACGCGCAGCACAGGCAGACGCGUUGAAGAAAACUGAAGCGAGGAAGAAGAAGGGAACGAAGAACAAGACUUUGUUGAGUUUUGCGGGUGAGGAGGGGGAGGAGGAAGAAGUUGAGUUUAAGCCGAAGGGGAAGGGGAAGAGUGCGCAUGAUGUUUUGGAUGAUAAGAGGUUGGCGAAGAAGGUCGCUGUGGAUGUGGACGCACUACCAGAACGACAACCAGAAAAGCAAGAGUCGAAGACGGUGGAGGUACAGAAACCUACGCUUCCGAAGAUUGCGGCAGACGAACCUGCGCCUGCGGCUGUACCGAAGAAAGACGACCUCGCCUCUCAAAUCGAAGCCCUCAAAUCCUCAAUCCGCGGUCUCGACAAACGCGACACAGAAGACUCCCGACCAGCAAAGAAAGCAAAAGUAUCCGCUCUGGAAGAGGAACGUGCAAAAUACAUGCAGCGCUCAAAGGCUAUCGUUGGUGGUCGCAAGAGACGGCGUGGGGAGGACGAUACACUUGCUGCUUUGAACAUGUUUCAGUCGAAACUACACACAGCUGCACCGAGCAAGAAGGAGGAGGAGGUGACGCAGGCGCCUGAGAUGGAGGUGCUUUGUGAGCUUCAUCAGGUGCCGAAGUGUAUGUCAUGCUUCGACCGUCUGGGUGAGCAGAAUGACGAGGAUCCAAGUACAGCAAAUGACUGGCUCACGCACGAACUGGUGUUUGAGAAGGAUAGGCUGGGCAAGGAUGGUAGUACGAGACAGAAGAAGGGUGAGGAGAACUUGGUGGUUAUUGAUCCGAGGGAAAAAGCGGCGGCAUUGAAGGAGGCCGGUAAAGCGAAGAAAGACGAACGAAAAGGCGUCUGGAAACAGGAUAGGGGUGGAGGUGGUGGUUACGAUAGGGAGCGGGGGAAAAAUCAUGACAGGGAAAGGCCACGACAUGACGAUCGUGAUCAGGAUAGGCAUAGGGGCAGAAGAUAAAGCAUAAUCGAUGU
Molecule: messenger RNA, 1523 nt
Organism: Saitoella complicata NRRL Y-17804
Lineage: Eukaryota; Fungi; Ascomycota; Saitoellomycetes; Saitoellales; Saitoellaceae
Product: cyclophilin-like protein
Exons: 2
Coding region: 1-1509 (502 amino acids)
Biological process (GO): protein peptidyl-prolyl isomerization; protein folding
Cellular component (GO): catalytic step 2 spliceosome
Molecular function (GO): peptidyl-prolyl cis-trans isomerase activity
Source: RefSeq, a predicted model, not a curated record